GUGAUUUUUUGACAUUCGGACGACGUCACAUCCGUCUUCUCCUAUUCCCGUUCUUCGCGAAAAUUUGAAUAUCGGUCUAUCGGUUCCCAGUUCCCAGUAGUGCACUGUGCUACACCGUGGACUCGCGAAAAAAUCCUUAGUGUCAAAGAUAACCUAAUUUCUAAUUUCAAACAUGUGAGAAAAAUAAACAAACUGAUUUCAAUUUUACAAGAAUAUUCAUAUAACAAUGGGGCUGACUAAGAAUUCAAAAUCGUACAAUCAGAAAAAUGUGAAAAAAUCAAGAAAACAGCUUCGGAAAGAAAUGCGAAAACAGAAAAAACAAAAACGUGGUUUGUACAUGAACAGGAAAAAGUUUUCAAAUAAUGUUUUACCAACCCUAGAUAUUGAAGUUUGCACAAAACAUAUAAUUGAAAAACCAAUACCACAUGAUACAAAAGCUCCUAAACAGAGUUUUGAGAGAAAUCCAGAACCCAGCAACCAAAAAAAUUUCCAAAAAGAUAUCUCAAGUGAACAAUUACAAAAGAAAGAUCGAAUAAAGCAAAAACGCCUUGAGAAAGAAAUGUUAGAGCACAGAAAGAAAAAACUGCUGGAUGCAAAUGCUGAAGAGGAUCGGAUUAUUAAACAAUUAGAAAAGAAACUUGGACUUAACAAAAGGAAAAGCAAAACAUUACCCAAAGCAUUUAAGGAGGAUGGUUUAGAUUACUUGAUGGAGUUAUGUGAUGCUGAGGGAAUGAAAGAAGCAGUUGCUGCAGAGCAAGCCCUAGAGACAGCCAAUGUUGAUGAGUUUGCUGAAGAUUUGCUACAAUUCUAGGAAAGGAUGAUGAAGAUAUGGAUUCUGAGGCAGAUGAUGGUGAUUCAACACUCAAAGAUGAAAAUUGCGAAUUUGAUGAUGUUGAAGAAGAAGAAGAUAUAGAUGAUGCAAAUACAGAUGACAAUGAAGAUGAUAUAAAUUCAGAAGAUAGUGGAACCGAACUGGACUCUGAAGACAUUAUUGAUUCAGAAAAUUCUACAGAGAAAAUGAAACUGCAGAAAAAAUAUGACACUAAGGAUGAAAGUGAUAGUGUCAAUAAUAACAAGAAAAGGAAACCAAAUGAGGAACUGUGUAAAAAGAAAAAACAAAAAAUAUCAGAUAGUUCAGAAGAAGAUACUGAUGAGGGAGAGUAUGCUUCAGAUGAAUCGGAAGCAUCCGAGGUUCAUAUUAAAGGUGCUGUGAAGAUCAACAAAGAUGGUACUUGGGAAGAUAUAUAUGGUAGGCUUAGAGCAAAAGAUGGAUCUGUUAUUUCACAAAAAGAAUCCAAGUAUGUUCCUCCAGCUUUAAGACAAGAUAACUCAAAGCAAUCUGAGAAGCUGACAAGACUCCGGAAACAGCUGAAAGGUUUACUAAAUAGAUUGACAGAAAGCAAUAUGCAUAGCAUAGCAACUACAAUAGAAGAUAUGUAUAUGAACAACAGUAGGAAUGACAUGAAUGAAUCUCUGACAUCACUUAUUUUGGACACAUUGGUUACAGAGAUAACUACACCAGAAAGAUUGCUGAUAGAACAUGUUGUACUUUUGACAGUGCUUCAUGCUAAUGUCGGCACUGAGAUUGGAGCACAUUUCUUGCAACAAGUUGCUUCAAAGUUUGAUAUAUUCUUAUCUGGAAGUCAUGAUGUCGAAAAUAAGAUGUUGGAUAAUAUAACUAAAAUAAUAGCUCAGCUGUAUAACUUCCAAUUAUUUGAUUCAAAACUAGUAUAUGAAAUGCUAAGAAAGUUUUGUGAAUUUUUUGACGAGAAGUGUAUUGAAUGCAUCCUACAUGUUCUGAGAAGUGUAGGUUUUAAUUUGAGGAAGGACAAUCCUCUUGAGUUGAAAAAUUUUAUUGUUGAAGUACAAAAGAAGGCUUCAGAAAUAUCAGAGGAAGACAAAGAUAACUGUAGGGUGAAGUUUAUGUUGGACAUAUUGCUGGCUAUAAGGAAUAAUAAUGUUAAAAAGAUUCCAAACUAUGAUGUUUCCUAUCCAGAACAUUUGAAGAAAGUUAUGAAAGGUUUUAUUAGGAAAGGGAAUUAUGUGACUCAGUUAAAUAUUGGGUUAGAAGACUUGUUGAAGGCUGAUGAAAAAGGAAGAUGGUGGGUUGUAGGGUCAGCUUGGUCAGGGAACCAGAAUAAAGAUAAGGAGCAGACAGAAGUUGUGAAAAAUAACGAAAGUUACUCAACUAAUAUUCUGGAAUUAGCUAGACAACAACAUAUGAAUACAGAUACAAGGAGAAAUAUUUUCUGCAUUAUAAUGUCUGCUGAAGAUUACUUGGAUGCAUUUAACAAGAUCUUGCAUCUUAGUUUGAAAAAUCACAAGAACGCGAGAUUGUAAAUGUCAUUUUACAUUGUUGUCUUAGAGAAACGAAAUACAAUCCCUAUUAUUCUUUCUUAGCUCAGAAGUUCUGUGAUUACGACAGAAAAUUUCAAAUUAUGAUCAAAUAUGCUGUUUGGGACAAGUUGAAGGCGCUUCAAAGUUGGAAUCAACAAAUCUCGAAUCUAGCUAAACUUCUGACGCAUCUUUUCAUAGAAAAAGGACUUGUCAUAUCAGUUCUGAAAGUUGUGGAGUUUAGUGAGUUAGAUAAGGUAACCUUGAGAUUUAUAAGGCAGAUUUUGAUAGGGAUCCUGCUUCAUAAAGUUGAAGAGGAUUGUCUUCAAGUGUUUUUGAAGGUUUCCAAGUCGGAUAAGCUGAAAAUAUUCAGGGAUAGUCUGAGGUUGUUUAUCCAUCAUUUCUUGUUGAAAAACCUUAAUUCUGAAGGUAUACCUGAGGAGCAGAAGCAUUUGUUGGAGCAGAGGGCAAAAGCAGUGGAAAAAGUUCUUUCUGUGAAAGAAUCAAAGUGGUGAAUGUUUGUUGUUGAGAUAUGUUUAUAUUAUUUGAGUAAAAUAUUGUUUUUGUAA
Acanthoscelides obtectus is the source of this 2903-nucleotide messenger RNA. The record is from the annotation of a GenBank genome assembly. Lineage: Eukaryota; Metazoa; Arthropoda; Insecta; Coleoptera; Chrysomelidae.